GAUCAUUGUGGUCCUUUUCAACCCAGGCCGUUCUAUGAUUCUAUGAGGAAAAAGGGAAACACAUCUAAUGAUAAUCUUGGAAGAAUUGCUCAGUUACCAAAGAGUAAACCAGAGUAGAUUUUCCAGAGCCUGGUCUCUCCCCUUUUCAGUCCAGUUUGCUUUUAAAAUAAGAAUAAUAUUUUGAAGCAAAUUAGGUCUGACUGUGAAAUUUUAUGAUGUUUACCUGAUCUGAGUAUGAUAAAAUAACAAAGUUAUUCAGUGUCAGCUGUGCCAUUAGAAUUUUCCUGAAUUAACAAGGCUUUAAGGGUGCUUUUUCUAAAGUAACUGCAGAGUCUUCAGUGCCUUUCCCUUGAUUUCCUCCAAGUGGAAAAAUGGACUGAAUAAACACUGACCUGACCAUAUUUUACAAUUCUGGUUUCAAGGAAUGUGAGCCUUUUUUACUAGACUGUUUUCCCUGGCAGGGCUCCGUUUUCCUGAUAUGACAGAUUUUUAACUCAUUUUUGUUCAGAAAACAGGUUUUAUUGAUGAUGUGUGAUCUUCAGAAAGUAGCCUCAUUUUUAGCUGAAGUAGUUAAUUGUACCAAAGUCAGCUUAGCCAAAAGACCUGACAUCAGAGGCAGCCCUGAACACCUUUUAAGUUGUGCUUUUAUUAAAUAGCUGAAUACUUACUUUCCAUACAAAAAAAUAUAUUUUCUGUUUGUUAGUACAAAUUGUCUUAUGGUUAUUCAAACCCUAGAAAUUCAGUGGUGUAUGUUUUUUUUCCUUUUCAGUUUAUUAGAGGGAAAAGAAUUUGGCUUAUUUCACUGAUGAGUGAUAUGUUAAGGAAUCUCCACUAGAGGUCAGGAGUGAAAAGCAGUGCAUGGAUCUUUACCUAAGAUUGAAGUAAGCUGCAACAGUUUGUACAAAACUAAUAAAAUCCUCUCUAAUUAGAUUGUCUAGUGAUGAAUGAAAUAGCUUGUUCUAUGUAGAAUUGGUGACUGGAGCGGCACUUUCCAUAUGUUUGAUUCAAUAGCGAGAAUCAGAUGUCAGGAUCAAAGUGAUACAUUGGAUAUUAAUAACAUUGAUAUAGCUAUGAUGAAUCUUGAAUAUGAGACUGUCUUCAAAAUCUAGCUCAUUUCAAAUGAAUAGUACCAGACUUCUGAAUCUAAACUUGAUAGUUUUCACUUGCUGGUCUUUUUUUUUUUUUUUUUUUUCCCCAGACUGAGUGAUAAUGAGUAUUACUUCAUUAAUUAUUUACUGGCAAUGUUAUUUUGGGGCUUUGUUUAAAGCUAGGUUUUUUAAUUGCUUUAAGCACCAUGAUCACUAACAGUAGUGGGGAUUAGAUUGUGUCAGAAGGUAUCUGUACUUCCCUGGCACUAGUCAGAAAAGAAAGAAAUCUGCAUUAGAUUGGGAAAAACCUAUUUGGAUUCAAAGGAAAUAUGAAGACUUUCUGAAAAGAGCGAUUCCUUUGGUGUAGUUCACAAGCCUGCAGCCUUGCUGGCUUUUAAGGUUGAGGGCAGAUGUAUUCUCACUGACUACAAAGCUUAACUGCUUCAUUGGAGUAGAAAAUAACACUUGAUCCAAUGGGCCAUCCGCUUUUCGAGCUCAUGUGUUGUUGCUGAGGGCUUCCUUUGAUUCCACUGUUGUGAGCAACCACUUAUUCGCUGGCUCUUUCCUGUUACUGUCCAGAUACUGUAGGCAGGGAAUGUUCAGUAAGCCUUGAAGCAAUUGCUGGGCUAAUGGGAUUAUUAUUCUGGAGGAACACUACAGAGAGACAUCCAGUUAGAUUUUAGUUUGAGGUGGCACUAAGUUUAUAGCUUCAUAUAUAGCACUUAGUGUCACGUUGUGAUGUUGUAUUUUUCACACUGUGUCUUCCACUUAAAAUUUUACCAAAAAUUUUCCUAGAUGAGAGUUUUGUACCACGUACACCCAACUGAAAAAUCCUACAUCUGUGUAAGAAAAUGUUUGCACUUUGUGGUUUUUGCAUAUUGCAUUGUGCUUAACUUCUUCCUCCAAACUCCAGAGCAUGGAUACAAGGUUUUAACACGGUACAGUUUUGGUGCUCUGAGUGUUUACUUGUAAAUCUUAUUAGAAGAAAUCAUGGAAAUGAAAUCAUGUGCUUUUUCAAAAGAAGAACAGGUAUUUUCUUGUAGCAGACAUUCCUUGGUGAUACAAAUGUGUUUUUUCUCACGUUUGUUUAUUUAACUUCAUAUUAGUUUGGGAGCAUGCUAUCUGUCUAACAGAGAAGAAAGCAAAAUCCAAAAUGUCACGUGAUCAUCUUUCUAGUAUUUUACAUCUAACAGUCAGUAAGUUUUCCAGUUGUUCACCAGUUGCAGACAAGAUCUUUGUCAAUGUACACUUUUUCUUUCAGGUGAGAGGGGGAAAUGUCUUCGGUGUUUGCCUGAAUUAAGUUGCACUGUGGAUUUCUAUUAAAUUUCCCCUGGGCUUAGAUUAGGGAAAAAAAAUAUUGAAACGUGUCAGAGAUGUUUUCAGCAUGAAGGGCAUGCGUGCAAGACUUGUUUUGAAAAUAUGCCUUUGCUUUCCGCCUGUCUGAUCAUGACACUACACUCAAAAUCAUACAACCCCACAAGGCUGUAAUGGGCCAAAUCACUGUAAUCAAAUGUGGCAUUCCGUAUGUCUUACUCUGUGCAAGUAGGUCAAGUUUAACCCAUGUUCUUGGCUAGUGUUCUGAUUUCCCACAACCUGCUCCACGUGGCUCAUGCGUUGUGCUGGCAUACACAGCAUGCCAGGCGGGUCCGGGGCAGCUUCACAGGGAUGCUCAGCUUUUGGACCCAAAAAAGGAAUAGUAGUUUUCUUCUACUCUGAUUUUAUGGUAAUGGAGUCAUGUCAACAGGAAACUUCAAUUGUUUGAUCUACUGAAUCUUACACUGCUGGUUUUCCUAAUGAGUUAGGAAACAUUUGACCAAUGUGCUUCAAAAAGUUAAUAAAGACCGCUAAGAGGGGAAAAAAAAUUGCUGGUUUGUAACUGAGCUUUGUUCUGAAUGAGAGUAACAGAACUUGAUUCAGCUUGAAGGUCUGAACAGCUUCAGAAUAGUGAUGUAAGCUGUACUUAGGACUGGACUUUCUGAUGUUAUGAUUUCAAUGAGCGAAUUUCCUUCUUGAUAAUGUAAUCAUGGGUUUUGUUCCAGUGAUGCUGGAAUGAUUGUGGAUCAGAAGGUGUUAACGCCUGCAAAAGUCACCUCCAGUUCUAAGUCAGCUGUUUGGCAUUGCAGCAAAGCCAAACUGCAGGAUAGGAAGUGCAGUCAGUAGUGUCUGCUGUUGGCUUUUGCCUUCAUAUAGACUUCAGACUGCUCGAGUAUGCUUAAUGCACAAGAGAGGUCUGUUAAGAACUUUAUUACUAAGACAUGUAUGUACAGCUUUACAUCCCUUUGUAUUCUUCCAGCAUCUCAUCUUGUUGCUGUCAUAGUUCAAUUUACUCUCACUUUCAAUUGCUCUCCUGUUCUUAGAGAGAUGGUUCACUGAACAGUUGCCAUCAGGUAGAUCAGUUACAUCUUUUGCUUCAAUCUGCUUUAUAUCUUUUGUUUCAUAGUAGGCUUUAGUGUAUUGGUUAACCUUAUUCCUAGAGAAAAAAUGGUAUCUCAACAUAAGCAAACUUUUCUGGGAGAUGAAGGUCAGAAUGAAAGUACUUGUCUGGCAAAAUUGAGUCCCUGACCCCUUAACUCCAUUUUAGGAACCAGUAGGGAUUCAAUUAAAUGGGCUGUUCUGCAGUAGCUUUUCUGUAACCUUACUAACUUGCUCCAAUCUGACAUUCAAAAGUAAUGUUACCCAGUGUUUAUACCCCGUGUAUGACCCUUUAAACUGUUGUGAGACUGGUUAAUAGCAAAAUAAAGGCAGAACUACACAGAGGAACUCCUAUGAGGUAUUGAAAAUAUUUUUGUGAAUGUGCAGAUGUUGCAGCUGAUAAACUGAAAUGUGCCAAUAAUUUGUAAUUUUAGGUGUACCUUAAGUUCUCCAUAGGCUCUUAAUACCCUUUACUUUUAUUUGCUACGUUUCUGUUAACAUUGGAAUUAUGAUGCUUAAGGCACUGUUUGAGAUUUGGCUCUUGAGUCUGAAUCUACAGGUUCAGCUGGCCUUAGGCAACUUGUAUUUCUGCUGCUGUACUGCCCUUGUUGAAAGUGUUAAAGAAUGUCUUCAUUUCAGCAUUUUCUAUAUCAUGGACGUCCUUGUUGAGGUGUGGGCCAAGUGACUCUUUCAGUCCUUUGUUUCAGAAUAUGCUUGUGAGAUAUAAAAAAAACUGAUUCUCUGCUUUCUGGUACUGCUUGUUUAUGUACUGUUGGCACAGAGCUGCUUGUAAGCUUUGGAAUAGAAAGCUGUAGAAAAGCACUUGUUUUGGUAAUUUAUUUUUAAGAUGAGUCUCAAUUGAACAUCCUAACCUGAAACUUCCUUAAAUAAAGGCUGAGAGAUCUGAUCAGACUUCUGAAUGAAGUUAAAUAAUUUGGAAACAGGACUUUGCUUUUCUGACAUUUCAAGGGAGACAUUGAAUGCACAAAAAGGAGCGCAUGCGGUGAUUAACUUCUAUAAGCAGAAACCACUGUAAUCAGAGGUGCUUUCCUACAAAUCUAGAUUUGUACUUUUUACUUGGUCAUUCUGCAGAAGUUGUUAGAUUAACAUUACUAAUUUGGCCCUGAGUUAUUUUCAGAAAUCUGGGGUUAGUUGCUGUUGAUUCUCUAGCUUUUGAUCCUAAAAAGUCGAUCACUUUCUGAUGGUUUAGUUUUUCUUCUACACUGGUUGCAUUUUCUUAAGGAACUGAAGAAAUCUGGCAGCACAAGUUGAAAAGCCUUGGUCUGCCAAAUAUUUUGUUUAGGUAUCACAUUGCUUUUUUUUUUCCUCAUAAACUCACAAUUCUUACAUAUUGCUUCCCUCCAAGUAACCAUCACUUUCAAAGCAGAAGACAAAGAGAAGACACUGAUCGACUGACAUAAUAAGACUAAUUUGAAGCUUGAUUUUUAGAUCUUAUGCUGAGUCCAAAUGUUUGACUAAUGACUUAUUCUUAAAAGUUUUUAAAUCAGUAAUACCUUGAGUUUGUCUUGCAGCAGUACUUCGCUAAAUUCCUGAUAUUCCAGGGUUCUGAUUUUAAGUAUUUUUAGCUUCUGUAAGACCUGGAGAGUCGUUGAAAAGGCUGCCUCUUCAUGAAGUGUUAUUUUCAUUGUCCUGCUGAAAGUAUUUAUUUAUUUUGAAAACUUACUCGUGUUUGAAAACGUCUUAUCUGACCUAGAUUAAUCUAAUGACUGUUUAAUUUUCAUUCUACUUUUCAUUUCUUUUUAGCUGCAAUGUGACAGCAAACAUAAAUAAGAACAACUGUUGCAACCUGUCUCUUUUUUUUUUUUUUUUUGAAAGCAUUCAACUUGUAUUGGACUUGUAACUUUACCUCAUUUGAUGGGAAGAACUGUUCAUUGGCCACAGAUAACUACUACUGAGACACUUCCCAAUUUUGUUUUGAAUGAUGAGGAGAGAGUCAAAAUCAGGCUUAAAACAGCACCAGUCCUUUUGAGGUCAUUGUUUUCCUAAGUACCAAUGGCUGUAGGUUGCAGCAGAACAGUUGGUUAUCAUAGGUAGCAUAAUUCUUAAGCUAAGAAGGAGAUGGCAAUUCAGAACUUCAUUUUUGUCGAAACAAUUACUUUUCAUAUUUUCAAUAAUCAAUGAGAAGAAGAGAAGAAAUGCACUGUUUAGUGCACAUCCACUACUUCCUGCCAGAAGGUGAUGGAUCUGCAGUGUGCAAACCUGGAUGGAAGCCCCGCUCCAGCUAACCCAGGCGUGUACUGAAAAUAGGAAAUGGUUAUUGGAACUAAAUUAUUUUGCCAUUUUUAUUUUUAGGUUUGCUGGCAUGGGUAAUCUCAUUAAGGUGCUAACCAGGGACAUAGACCACAAUGCAGCACAUUUUUUCUUGGAUUUUGAAAAUGCCCAACCUACAGAAUCUGAAAAGGAAAUUUAUAAUCAGGUGAAUGUAGUGUUAAAGGAUGCAGAAGGAAUACUGGAAGACUUGCAGUCAUAUAGAGGAGCUGGCCAUGAAAUACGAGAGGCAAUACAGCAUCCCAAUGAUGAGAAACUGCAAGAGAAGGCAUGGGGUGCAGUUGUUCCAUUAGUAGGCAAACUAAAGAAAUUCUAUGAAUUUUCUCAAAGACUAGAGGCAGGAUUGAGAGGUCUGUUGGGAGCCCUGACAAGCACUCCAUAUUCACCAACACAACACCUGGAGCGAGAGCAGGCUCUUGCUAAGCAGUUUGCAGAAAUUCUUCACUUUACCCUCCGAUUUGAUGAGCUCAAGAUGACAAAUCCUGCUAUACAGAAUGACUUCAGCUACUACAGAAGAACUCUGAGCCGUAUGAGGAUUAAUAAUGUCCCAGCAGAAGGAGAAAAUGAAGUAAAUAAUGAGUUGGCAAACAGAAUGUCUUUAUUUUAUGCUGAAGCAACGCCAAUGUUGAAAACCUUAAGUGAUGCUACAACAAAAUUUGUGUCAGAGAAUAAAAAUUUACCAAUAGAGAAUACUACAGAUUGUUUAAGCACCAUGGCUAGUGUGUGUAGGGUCAUGCUGGAAACCCCUGAAUAUAGAAGCAGGUUUACAAAUGAGGAAACAGUAUCAUUCUGUCUGAGGGUAAUGGUGGGUGUCAUCAUACUCUAUGACCAUGUGCAUCCGGUGGGCGCUUUUGCCAAAACUUCUAAAAUUGAUAUGAAAGGAUGCAUCAAAGUUCUUAAAGACCAGCCUCCUAACAGUGUAGAAGGCCUUCUAAAUGCUCUCAGGUACACAACAAAGCAUUUGAAUGAUGAGACUACCUCCAAGCAAAUUAAAUCCAUGUUGCAAUAACAAUUACCUGGAACUCGCACCUGCUGUAGACAGACAGUAUUCUGCAAUGACUGAGAUGCACAGAUUUUUUUUUUAGUGAUUGCAACUACUAUCUCAUUCAUUCUUGCUUUGUAUUUUUUUUUCUCUCUUCCUGUUUUACCUUUUUUUUUUUUUUUAAUCACUUUCUUGUUCUUAAGUAAGCUCAGACUUCUUUUCUGUGCCAAAUCAAAAAUUAAAAUUCUGGAAAGUUUCUACAUUUCAGAAUAGCCAUUCUAAGUGGCAGCUAAUUAUGCGUUGUAUUUGGAUUUCUCUGUACUGGGGAAAGAUUUGUGACUUGAACUAAAUAUUUUUAAACUUGUGGUUUUUUCUUUUUUUGAAAAACUAAUAUUUAAUAUUGCUUCUUCUGCAUGGCAAGACUGCCUACUUCUGCUAUUUAAAAAUCCCUUGAUGACUUCAUUUUCUAUUGCAGCUUAUUUUCAUGUUGAACCAUGAGGAAACUAAAAGCAGAUUUGUUUAAAUUAACUGUGUUUGUACAAAAUGGUACCCAACACAAAGGUUUUUUUAAAUGAGUAAAAACUGUUUUGUUUAAAAGUUACGUUUGCAUUUUGACUCAUUUUUGUAAGGAUGUAUGUUGUAUGUUUAACCUUUAAUAACUAACGUUAAACUGUGGUGUGUGCGUAGCAAAAUUACGUAUGCAUGUUCAUGUCAAAUGAUUGGCUGUGGAUAAGAUAAUAAAAUCAGCUUUCAUUUUUCUAA
Phasianus colchicus (ring-necked pheasant) is the source of this 7533-nucleotide messenger RNA. It is a transcript of the gene CYRIB, whose product is annotated as CYFIP related Rac1 interactor B. Gene Ontology annotation, molecular function: small GTPase binding. The record is from RefSeq and is a predicted model, not a curated record. Gene Ontology annotation, biological process: regulation of actin filament polymerization. NCBI's taxonomy places the organism in Eukaryota, Metazoa, Chordata, Aves, Galliformes, Phasianidae.